AUGAACUACCAGCAGCAGCUGGCCAACUCGGCUGCCAUCCGGGCCGAGAUCCAGCGCUUCGAGUCGGUCCACCCCAACAUCUACUCCAUCUACGAGCUGCUGGAGCGCGUGGAGGAGCCGGUGCUGCAGAACCAGAUCCGGGAGCACGUCAUCGCCAUCGAAGAUGCCUUUGUGAACAGCCAGGAAUGGACAUUAAGUCGAUCUGUCCCGGAGCUCAAAGUGGGCAUUGUGGGUAAUUUAGCCAGUGGCAAGUCGGCCCUGGUGCAUCGCUAUCUGACCGGCACGUACGUCCAGGAGGAGUCUCCCGAAGGUGGCAGAUUCAAGAAAGAGAUUGUUGUUGACGGACAGAGCUAUCUGCUGCUGAUCAGAGAUGAAGGGGGCCCUCCAGAGGCACAGUUUGCCAUGUGGGUGGACGCUGUUAUAUUUGUCUUCAGCUUGGAGGAUGAGAUAAGUUUCCAGACGGUCUACCACUACUACAGCCGGAUGGCCAACUACCGGAACACGAGUGAGAUUCCGCUGGUCCUGGUGGGAACCCAGGAUGCCAUCAGCUCCACCAACCCGCGGGUCAUCGACGACGCCAGGGCGCGGAAGCUCUCCAGCGACCUCAAGAGGUGCACGUACUACGAGACGUGCGCCACGUACGGGCUGAACGUGGAGAGGGUCUUCCAGGACGUUGCCCAGAAGAUUGUUGCCACGAGGAAGAAGCAGCAGCUGUCCAUCGGGCCCUGCAAGUCCCUACCCAACUCUCCGAGCCACUCAUCUGUCUGUUCGGCACAGGUGUCUGCCGUGCACAUCAGCCAGACAAGUAACGGAGGCGGGAGUCUGAGCGACUAUUCCUCCUCUGUCCCGUCCACGCCCAGCACCAGCCAAAAGGAGCUGCGUAUCGACGUACCGCCCGCGGCCAACACGCCCACGCCCGUCCGCAAGCAGUCCAAGCGCCGGUCCAACCUCUUCACCUCUCGGAAAGGGAGUGACCCAGACAAAGAGAAAAAAGGCCUGGAGAGCCGGGCGGACAGCAUCGGGAGCGGUCGAGCCAUCCCAAUUAAACAGGGCAUGCUGCUGAAGCGAAGUGGCAAGUCGCUGAACAAAGAAUGGAAAAAGAAAUACGUCACCCUGUGUGACAACGGUGUGCUGACCUAUCAUCCAAGUUUACAUGAUUACAUGCAGAAUGUUCACGGCAAAGAGAUUGAUCUUCUGAGAACCACUGUGAAAGUCCCAGGGAAGAGGCCGCCCCGAGCCACAUCGGCCUGCGUGCCCAUCUCCAGCCCGAAAACCAACGGCCUGUCCAAGGACAUGAGCAGCUUGCACAUCUCACCAAAUUCAGGGAAUGUCACUAGUGCGCCUGGGUCUCAGAUGGCGAGCGGCGUCAGCCUGGGCUCCUUCAACAGCCGACCGGACGGCAUGCAGCAACGGUCCUACUCUGUCUCCAGUGCCGACCAGUGGAGUGAGGCUACGGUCAUUGCAAACUCAGCCAUCAGCAGUGACACGGGGCUCGGUGACUCCGUGUGCUCCAGCCCAAGCAUCUCCAGCACCACCAGCCCCAAGCUCGACCCGCCCCCCUCCCCUCACGCCAACAGAAAGAAGCAUCGGAGGAAGAAAAGUACCAGCAACUUCAAAGCCGAUGGCCUCUCAGGCACUGCUGACGAACAAGAAGAAAACUUUGAGUUUAUCAUUGUGUCCCUUACUGGCCAGACGUGGCACUUUGAAGCCACCACCUACGAGGAGCGAGACGCGUGGGUCCAGGCCAUCGAGAGUCAGAUCCUCGCCAGCUUACAGUCGUGCGAGAGCAGCAAGAAUAAGUCCCGACUGACCAGCCAGAGUGAGGCCAUGGCCUUGCAGUCGAUACGGAACAUCCGAGGGAACUCCCACUGUGUGGACUGCGAGACCCAAAAGCUGAGCACCACAGUGGUGUUCCAGCGCCUGGCACAGCGGCCCUCGCCCCAGGACUGGCCCCCGGGACUCCUGAUGGAACCCAGUCCAGCCCACAUAGGGGAGCUGUGGCCGGUGCACACGCCGGUCUUGAAGCCCAUCGCCGUCUGGGAGCCUGAUUCCAAGUCCCCAGGUGGGGCUGCAUCCGUCCACAGCCCUGUCAGCCUGGAUGGUGGUCAGGAAUCGUCAACAAAGCCGGUCACUGUUGUCACCAUCGUCACCGUCACCAGCAGCACCAUCAUGUGCAGGGAAGAGAAGGAGAGGUGGAUCCGGGCCAAGUACGAGCAGAAGCUCUUCCUGGCCCCGCUGGCGUGCACGGACCUGUCCCCGGGCCAGCACCUGCUGCGGGCCACCGCCGACGAGGACCUACGGAUGGUCAUCUUGCUGCUGGCGCACGGCUCCCGGGACGAAGUGAACGAGACCUGCGGGGAGGGGGACGGCCGCACGGCACUGCACCUGGCCUGCCGGAAGGGCAAUGUGGUCCUGGCCCAGCUUCUCAUCUGGUACGGGGUGGACGUGAUGGCCCGCGACGCGCAUGGGAACACGGCGCUGGCCUACGCGCGGCAGGCCUCCAGCCAGGAGUGCACCGACGUCCUGCUGCAGUACGGCUGUCCCGACGAGCGCUUCGUGCUCAUGGCCACCCCCAAUCUGUCUAGGAAGAACAAUAACCGGAACAACAGCGGCGGGAGGGUGCCCACCAUCAUCUGA
Molecule: messenger RNA, 2637 nt
Organism: Lipotes vexillifer (Yangtze River dolphin)
Lineage: Eukaryota; Metazoa; Chordata; Mammalia; Artiodactyla; Lipotidae
Gene: AGAP1
Product: ArfGAP with GTPase domain, ankyrin repeat and PH domain 1
Exons: 20
Coding region: 1-2637 (878 amino acids)
Biological process (GO): activation of GTPase activity
Molecular function (GO): GTPase activator activity; protein binding; GTP binding
Source: RefSeq, a predicted model, not a curated record